Hypanus sabinus (Atlantic stingray) is the source of this 1803-nucleotide messenger RNA. RefSeq names its product leucine-rich repeat transmembrane neuronal protein 4-like. Gene Ontology annotation, cellular component: plasma membrane. Gene Ontology annotation, molecular function: protein binding. The record is from RefSeq and is a predicted model, not a curated record. The transcript has 4 exons. The annotation marks the transcript as partial. Lineage: Eukaryota; Metazoa; Chordata; Chondrichthyes; Myliobatiformes; Dasyatidae.
UAUCUCAUUGCCCCGAGAUCUGUGCUGGUCCUGGUUCCCGCGGUGUUACUGACGGCGCUGUCCGGUGCUGAGCGAGUGUGCCCGAGGACAUGUCGCUGCGAUGGAAAGAUAGUCUACUGCGAGUCCCAGGCGUUGCAAGAAAUCCCGAGGAACAUUUCCUCGGGGUCGCUCGGUCUCUCCCUCCGGUACAACAGUAUCAAGUCCCUUAAACCCAACCAAUUCUCCGGGCUGAAUCAACUCACCUGGCUCUAUCUGGAUCACAACUAUGUCAACGCGGUGGACGAGAACGCGUUCCAAGGCAUCCGCCGGCUGAAAGAGUUAAUUCUCAGCUCUAACAAUAUCACUCGGCUGCACAAUGGCACCUUCCACCCGGUGCCCAAUCUACGCAACUUGGAUCUCUCCUACAAUAAGAUGCACGUCUUGCAGUCGCUGCAGUUCAAGGGUUUGAGGAAACUUCAGAGCCUGCACCUGAGAUCGAACUCGUUGAAAGCUAUACCGGUCCGGGCUUUUCAGGACUGCCGUAACUUGGAGUUCUUGGACCUUGGUUACAACCGGCUCCGCAGUCUGGCGCGGAAUGCCUUCGCCGGCCUCAUGAAGCUGACCGAGCUGCAUCUGGAGCACAAUCAGUUCUCCAAGGUCAACCUCGCGCACUUCCCGCGUUUGUCCAGCCUGCGGACUCUCUAUCUCCAGUGGAACAGGAUCAGGGUUUUCAGCCAAGGGAUGUCAUGGACGUGGAGCUCGCUGCAAAAGUUGGACUUGUCCGGGAACGAGAUCCAAGCUAUUGUGCCCGGCGUGUUCCAGUGUGUGCCGAACCUGCACAGCCUCCACCUCAACUCCAACAAGCUCACCACCAUCAGCCAGGAGAUCCUCAGCUCCUGGACCUCCCUGACAACCAUCAGCCUCUCUUCCAACAUCUGGGAGUGCAACAGGAAUAUCUGCUCGCUGGUCAACUGGCUGAAGAAUUUCCAAGGCUACAGGGAGAGCGCCAUGAUUUGCGCAGGGCCCAAGUCUCUCCAGGGCUACAACGUCAUGGAAGCCGUUGACCACUACAAAAUUUGCGCUGGAGUCACCCCAGUUGCCACCCAGAGGCCACAAGGCUCGAAGACAACCCACAGGGCACUCACCCCCAAGCCGACAGCUGUGGUCAGUAAGCCUCAGCCCCCUGUCUCCAUCCAUCCUUCCAAUGAAUCUAUCCCUGAGCUGGAGCACGACUUUGAACAUGUCUCCUUUCACAAGAUAAUAGCGGGGAGUGUGGCGCUCUUCCUGUCCGUAACCAUGAUCUUGUUGGUGAUUUAUGUCUCCUGGAAGAGGUACCCUGCCAGCAUGAAGCAGCUGCAACAGCGGUCUCUGAUGAAGAGGCGCCGGAAAAAGAAGAGGGAGUGCGAGAGGCAAAUUAACUCCCCCUUGCAAGAGUACUAUGUGGACUACAAGCCAACCAACUCCGAAACGGUGGACGUGUUGGUCAAUGGAACGGCGGCAGGCACCUACAGACCCGGCUCAAGGGAAUGUGAGGUGCUGCCUGACCUUCUGAUCUUUUUAAAGGUUGCUAUUUUCCCCUUCUUUCUUGCUCUAACAUUCGCUGGAGUACAGUUCCAGGAUCUCUUGCUGCAGCCAGAUUUCUGGGAGAUCGCCGUCACUGGCAGGGCCAACAUUAACAACCCAUCCAGAGCUCUGUGCCCAAAGGUCUCAGGUAUCUGGGCACGUAGCCUGAGAUCUUCAAUCUCCCACGACACACCGAUCUCUUGCCCGGACACCGACCUUCGAUCCGCCCGUCUGCAGAGCAACGAGAUAUCAGCCCUCUGA